GCGGUUGUGCGCAGGCGCGAGCCGCGGGUGGCGGUCCCGUGUAGAAGGCGGUGGCUGCCCCGUCACGGGAAGGGCGGCGCGCCGCGGAGGCGCCCCUUUCCUCCGUCGCGUUUCCGCGCCUGCGGCGGCCGGGGCUGGACCGGGCUCACCGGCUGCGGGCUGAUGAUGGCGUACUUCGUGGAGAGCUUCUGGGGGGAAAGGAACAAUGGCUUUGAUGUCCUCUAUCACAACAUGAAACAUGGACAUUUGUCAACAAAAGACUUAGCAGACUUUAUAAGAGAAAGAGCUACAAUAGAAGAGGCAUAUUCAAGGUCAAUGGCAAAACUAGCCAAAUCAGCAAGCAAUUACACACAGCUUGGGACAUUUGCACCGGUUUGGGAUGUUUUCAAAACUUCAACAGAAAAACUAGCAAGCUGCCACUUGGAUCUUGUGCGGAGAUUACAAGAGCUAAUAAAAGAAGUUCACAAAUAUGGUGAUGAACAAAUCAAAGCUUAUAAAAAGACUAAAGAAGACGUUUCAGGAACACUGGAAGCAGUGCAAAAUAUUCAAAGUAUCACUCAGGCCUUACAGAAAUCAAAGGAGAACUACAAUGCCAAGUGUGUUGAACAUGAACGUUUGAAAAAGGAAGGAGCAACACAGAGAGAAGUUGAUAAGGCAGCAGUUAAAUCAAAAAAAGCUACAGAUACCUAUAAACUGUAUGUGGAGAAAUAUGCUGCAUUUAAAUCUGAUUUUGAACAAAAAAUGACAGAAACUGCACAGAAAUUUCAAGACAUUGAGGAAACACAUCUUCUUCGUAUGAAAGAGAUUAUAGAAUCAUUGUCAAACACCAUAAAAGAAGUUCAUUUACAAAUAGGAGAGGUGCAUGAAGAGUUUAUCAUUAACAUGACAAAUACUACAGUUGAGAGUUUGAUCCAGAAAUUUGCUGAGUCAAAAGGAACUGGCAAGGAAAGACCUGGCCCUAUUGAAUUUGAAGAAUGUGACACAUCCAGUGCUGUUGAAGGGGUAAAACCACGGAAGAGGAAGCCUUUUGGUUUAUCAGGAAUAAUGAAAAAAGAAAAAGAUACUGAAUCUGUGGAGUGUCCAGAUGCAGACUCAGUUAACAUUCCUGAUGUAGAUGAUGAAGGAUACAGCAUUAAACCAGAAGCAACCCACGAUUCCAAAGAGAACCAUUUCUAUUCAAGCAGUGAUUCUGAUUCUGAAGAUGAUGAACCCAGAAGGUUCCAUGUAGAAAUAAAACCUGUCCAGCCAAAUAAUAGCUCUCAAUAUACUGUGCCUUCUUUGGAUGAAUUAAAAGUAUCUAUAGGGAACAUCACUCUUUCUCCAGCAAUAUCUAGACACAGUCCUGCACAAAUGAAUCAAAAUUUAUCCAGUGAAGAAUUAACAAAAUCAAAGCUUUCUGCUCCAACUAAUGAAAAGAUGAACAGUGACCUCCUGGCAUGGGACCCACUUUUCAGCAGUUCUCUUGAAUCUUCCUCUUCAGCUUCCUUGGCAUCCUCAUCCUCCUCAGCAAGGCCCACAACUCCUCUUUCUAUAGGCACCAUUGUACCCCCUCCAAGGCCAGCUUCAAGACCAAAGCUGUCUACCGGGAAACUUAGUGGGAUUAAUGAAAUACCUAGGCCAUUCAGCCCUCCACUGACCUCUAACUCCAGUCCACCUCCUGCAGCUCCCUUGGCACGUGCUGAAAGCAUUUCCUCCAUAUCCUCUUCUGCUUCUCUCAGUGCAGCAAACACACCUACAGUUGGUGUUUCAGGUGGUCCCAGCCCUGUCAGCCUUGGAAACCAGGACACCUUGCCUGUUGCAGUAGCCCUUACUGAAUCUGUAAACGCCUACUUUAAAGGAGCAGAUCCCACAAAAUGUAUUGUGAAGAUUACUGGUGAUAUGACGGUAUCAUUCCCAAGUGGGAUUGUUAAGGUAUUCACCAGCAACCCAUCUCCAGCUGUGCUCUGCUUCAGGAUGAAGAACACAAGCAAACUAGAGCAGAUACUUCCAAAUGCACAACUUGUAUACAGUGAUCAGUCACAAAGUGACUCCAGUACUAUGGAUUUCUGGAUGAACAUGCAAGCUAUAACUUUCUACCUCAAGAAAUUAUCAGAUCAGAAUCCAUCUGCAUCCUAUUACAAUGUGGAUGUUUUAAAGUAUCAGGUAUCUUCAAAUGGCAUCCAGUCCACUCCCUUGAAUCUUGCAACUUACUGGAAAUGUAAUGCUAGCACUACUGAUGUUAGAGUUGACUAUAAAUACAAUCCAGAGUCCAUGAAUAUGCCUAGCAUGCUGUCUAACGUCCAGGUUGUGGUACCAGUAGAUGGAGGAGUAACAAACAUGCAAUCACUUCCACCUGCAAAAUGGAAUGCAGACCAGAUGAAAGCAUAUUGGAAAAUAUCUAGCAUUUCAGAGAAGUCUGAGAACGGAGGUUCUGGAUCCCUCAGGGCAAAAUUUGAAGUUUCAGAAGGACCCAGUAAACCAGCAACACUUGCAGUGCAAUUCAUUAGUGAAGGAAGCACCCUUUCAGGAGUAGAUGUAGAGCUCGUAGGCACUGGCUAUCGGCUGUCCCUCCUCAAGAAGAGAUUUGCCACUGGACGUUACAUGGCAGACUGCUGAUGUACCUGUGAAAGUCUUUGGAUCAAAGGAGUGCAAGAAGCUCACUCUGCCUCUACCUGUUAAACACUAUUUUAGCACGCAUUACUUUUUUCAAAAUGUUGACCUGCUUUGAAGCUGAACUACGGAACAGAAAAUGCACUUUUAAAAGUCAUUUUGCAAACUUUUUUUACUUUAAAAUAGCACUGAAGUUAACUUCAACACUGUCUGUAAAUGAUCAACUGCAAUAUUUGGGAAAAUUUGUUGAAAUUUUAGUAAAUUUAUACAGAUGAAGUCAAAAUAGUAAUCCAUAGUUGUAAUAUGAAAUCGUAUGUUAUACUGUAAACAUUAAGCCUAAAAAUGUAGGAGAGGGAGUAAGAAAUAUUUGAGCUUUCCAUAAGUAAUAUUAAUUUUUCAGAUUCUUAGUUGCCAGUUUUUUGAAGAAAGAAGAGGCAAAGUCUCUUAUAGUUCUUUUAUCUACACAUGCCACAAAACCAGCUGAGUUUGAGAUGUAUAAAUGUAACUUGAUGCCCACGUAUCAUAUAUUAUUAACAUGUAAGUCAUUUUAUAUAGUUUUUUUUUCCUAAGUGCAAUGUGUUACAAAAUUGCAAAAGAAAGCAGAGAUUUACUUCUGCAGUUAGUAAAUUUUGUGGGUGUUGUGAUUGUUUGAAUUAAUGCUGUAGAUUUAAUUUAUUUUUCUAUGAACUGCAUAACAUUUGUGCCUUUUAAAAAAAGCCGGUGCCUAUCCAAUUUGUUAUUCAUGUGCCUCACUUCCUUUUACAAAGUUCGGCUCUUCAUCAAGAAAGCACAGAGUUGCUAUAAUACAGACAACUUUAUAAAAAUUCUUUUGACUGGGAUUUAUUUAGAAGGCAGAUUUGCAAAAACUGGAGAUUAUUUUAAAAGAGGCUUAAAAUACUGGAUUACUUCCUCAUGGGGUAAUUGCAAUAAAUGUGACUGUAGUAAAGGGAGAUGCACCAAGCAGGACUUUGAAACUUUGAGAUAGUAACUUUAAUGUUACCAAAGACAAGAAUACUGAAAAAUCACUGAAGAUGGUAAAAGCAAACAGCAUUUCUCUUCACUUUGACUGCAAGUCUUUGUACUUUGAGUGCUUUUGGGGAUGUGAUUGUAACAUAGUACUUUAGGAGGAAUAGCAUUUUAGAAUUGUAUUUCUUGGCAGCAGGAUAACAAGUACUGCUAUUUGUAUUAGGUAAUUUUUUUUCUAUAACCACCAAUUUUAAUAUGUGUAUUGUCAUCUAGUCUUGACAUUCCCACAGCCUAAGCACAGGGAAGUGACAUAGUAGUCACUACUUCAUAAAAUCUUUUAUGUAUUUGUAUUAUUAAGAGUUUUUUGAGUGCUGAAAUCAAAAGUAUUGGGGCAAAAUAAUUCAGUAACCUGCACGUGGGAAUUUUACAUUACCAUUUUGAAUACCAGUAUCUAUUUCAAAUUCUCUAUUAAAACAAUAAAAUGUGUUUGAAUUAAUUUAUGCAAAACCAGUAAUGAAUUGGAUUGCUGAGGCAAUCUUUACAAGAAAUUAAGCUUUGUAGAGGCUACAUAAAUGCUAAUGUAUACUACACACUUGCAGAUGAGAGUUCCAUUGCUAACAUGAAGUACAUACUGUACUGUAGAAUUGAUUGGAAGAGUGUAUUUGGCUCUUAAUUUGCUAAUCUUACUGAAAGGUAAAUUUCUAACUCAUAAAAUGGUACAGUCUUUUUACUGGAAUCUUAACUGUAAUCUGCUUUGCAGUCAAACCAUAGAUAACAUGACUGUUUCAUUAACGAAAACCCAAAACUGUAUUGCUAUCCUUAAUCAAGUAUUACUUUCAUUUCUAAGUUAAAUGAAGUAGUUAUAUUUCAGCACUUUUAAACUAGCCUUCAUUCAGGUGAUUAUACGUACAUUUACAUUGGGUGCAGGUUACAAUUUUGAAGCCAUACAAAUUUGUUUAAACAUUUUGUAAAGACAUUCAAAACCAAUGUAAAAAGUACAUGUAGCUAUCUGAUGAAAAGAAACAUAUGUAGCAAGCUGGUUCUUGCUUAUGUAUACAGCAAUAUCCAUUGUAGCUGCCUCCUAAGAAAAUUAGUUUGUAAACACAACUCUAAAGGAUCUGAAUUUUUAUGAAUUGUUACUUCGUCAGACUGUAAAUUAGAGCAUACAAGCUUGUCUUACAAAAAUUGUAAAUACUUCUGACUUUUCAUAAAAUGUAAAUUAAAAAAAUGCACCCAUAAUAAACAUGUAAUAUAUAACUUAAA
Messenger RNA from Pezoporus flaviventris, 4818 nucleotides. It is a transcript of the gene FCHO2, whose product is annotated as FCH and mu domain containing endocytic adaptor 2. The record is from RefSeq and is a predicted model, not a curated record. The coding region runs from base 163 to 2595 and encodes 810 amino acids. NCBI's taxonomy places the organism in Eukaryota, Metazoa, Chordata, Aves, Psittaciformes, Psittacidae. The transcript has 26 exons. Gene Ontology annotation, biological process: clathrin coat assembly; clathrin-dependent endocytosis; synaptic vesicle endocytosis. Gene Ontology annotation, cellular component: cytoplasm; clathrin-coated pit; clathrin-coated vesicle.